This is a messenger RNA of Oenanthe melanoleuca, 1888 nucleotides long. RefSeq names its product tubulointerstitial nephritis antigen (gene TINAG). Lineage: Eukaryota; Metazoa; Chordata; Aves; Passeriformes; Muscicapidae. The transcript is spliced from 11 exons. Gene Ontology annotation, biological process: proteolysis. The record is from RefSeq and is a predicted model, not a curated record. Gene Ontology annotation, cellular component: lysosome. Gene Ontology annotation, molecular function: cysteine-type peptidase activity. The coding region runs from base 149 to 1558 and encodes 469 amino acids.
AGAGUCUUCCUAGAAAACUGUAGUCUGCAGCUUUCUGUUCAGAUUUCUUUCUGAUUGCUAACUGGAGGUACUACAUCUAAAGUAAAUGAACAUUUGCUGAGAAAGUGAAGGACAACAAGCCUCAAAAAAGGCUUCUAGAGGCACAAGAAUGUGGCACAGAAUCCAGAUAUUGCUCUUAUAUUGCAUUGCCAGUGAAGUUGCGAUGGCAAAGCAUCUUGAUUCUAAAAGGAAUUUCCCCCGAGGACUUCAGGCUGUGGAAGACAGUGGUUCUGCUGGGUGGAACAGGAUCAAAAGGAGUCUGUAUCACAGAACUUCCUGCAGGAUUCGGGGCUGCUGCACAGGGAGAGAUGAUGACUGCAGCUUCACCAUUGUCUCCAGAGGAGCUAUAUGUUACUGUGACCAGUACUGCACCUCGGGCUCUCCGGGGCCUGUGGACUGCUGUGCUGACUACUGGGAUGUCUGCCACCACCCUGCAGAGCCCACCAGGUCAGAGGAGCCUUGGCCACCUCCAGCAUGGGGUUGUUAUAAAGAUGGCCGAUAUUACGGAGAAGCAGCAAUAAUUAAAGACAACUGCAAUUCCUGCAAAUGUUCCAAUGGUCUCUGGCAGUGCUCAACAGAUGUAUGUCUUGUUCGCCAAGACUUAAUUCAGCGCAUCAAUUCUGGAGACUAUGGAUGGAAAGCUGACAACUACAGUCAGUUCUGGGGAAUGACAGUGGAAGAAGGUUUCAAAAAGCGCCUGGGCACCUUGACUCCAUCUCAGUCUUUGCUGAAUAUGAGAGAAGCUCCUGGAAAAUCACUUCCAGAAGAAAAGUUUCCUGCAAUUUUUUCAGCCAUUUAUGAGUGGCCUGAGUGGAUUCAUGAUCCUUUGGAUCAGCGGAACUGUGGAGCAUCCUGGGCUUUUUCAACCGCAAGUGUUGCAGCAGAUAGAAUAGCAAUUCAUUCAAAGGGUCAGAUCACAGACAACCUUUCUGCUCAGAACCUGAUCUCUUGUGAUACCAGGAAUCAACAUGGAUGUAAUGGUGGAAGUAUUGAUGGUGCCUGGAGAUAUCUGAAAACACAUGGGGUUGUAUCAUAUGCUUGUUAUCCAUCAUUUUGGAACAAACACCUGGGGCCAGCAGCUGAAAGUCAGUGUUAUGUGUCAAGUGAAUCAGGAAAAAACCAUACAAAUGGGCCAUGUCCCAAUGCUUAUGAGAAAUCCAAUCGGUUAUACCGGUGUGCCUCUCACUACAGGGUGUCCUCAAAAGAAACUGAUAUAAUGGAAGAAAUCAAGAAUAGAGGACCAGUGCAAGCUAUAAUGAAAGUGUAUGAAGAUUUUUUCCUUUACAAAGAGGGAAUAUAUCGACACUCCCAGCAAGCAGGCUCUAAAUGGAAAACUCAUUCAGUCAAACUCCUUGGGUGGGGAGCAUUACGUGACAAAAAUGGACAGAACCAGAAGUUCUGGAUUGCUGCAAAUUCCUGGGGAAAAUCCUGGGGAGAAAAUGGUUAUUUUAAGAUUCUACGUGGACAAAAUGAGUGUGAUAUUGAGAAGCUGAUUUUAGCUACUUCAGGACAGCCAUAAUUUAUCUGUACCAUAUUCUGCUUGAUGUAUCUAUUCUUUCCAUUGUUGUAUAUUGAGUCUUUGUGGGGAAAUAAUAAAGUCUUCUAUAAGUUACCCUUCUAUUAGCCCUUAUGAGGUCUUCCUGGAAUGCACUGUAGGCAUUAGAGCACUCUUAGAUCUCACCUAGUACAAGCAGCCCUUUUGUCUAAAAGCAUGUUAUCUCCAGGACUACUGAAAACCUUGAUGGCUCACAGAGCAGGAAGUCACCUCCUGAUUGAAAAAUGCCUGAAAAAAAUGGAAUUACACUGUUGGCAUUAAUCUCUUUGCAAUAAAUAUUCCAAUCAGAAAUUA